CCAGAAUCUAGUUUUUCCAAGCAGCACUUUCCAGUCCACAUCAUGGCACGCGCCUUCAUUCUUCUCAGUCUUCUGGGGCUGAUUCUUACGGUAUUUGUGCAGCCUGGACUCUCCCAGAUAUCACAAUCCGAAACCACUACCAACAGCGCCGCUUCUACCACUCAAGAGGCAACUCAAGAGCCAAUGAUAACCACUGAAGCCCCCACUACAAGAGACGAUUCUUCAUCAACAGUAGCUGACGAUUCAACAUCAACAACCUCAGACGAUUCAACAUCAACAACUACAGACGAUUCAAUAGCAGGCUCAACAGAAACUACAACGCAAACUCCGAUGGUAGCCUGUGUUAGAUUCUGCAGUAUUUUUGGGUUUUUACAGACGAUUUGCCAGCUAAUAUGCAAUGUAAUUAUCUAAAAGAAACCAAAUAACGGCAAUAUAUAAAAAUAAUUGUAUUCAUAAAUGAAUCGAGGGCAAUUUUAGUCUUGAAAAUGUACGAAUUUUGCAAUAAAAAUAAUCUAGACUAUUUCUGUUUCUUCGUGAAAGCCUACGAUACUAUAUAAUUUGUGUUUCGUUUGCUCCAAUAGUGCUGCAAAAUGUGAAGUGUACCAACAC
Messenger RNA from Gryllus bimaculatus (two-spotted cricket), 609 nucleotides. Lineage: Eukaryota; Metazoa; Arthropoda; Insecta; Orthoptera; Gryllidae. The record is from the annotation of a GenBank genome assembly.